UGGGGAGCCCCCCCGCCCCACAUCCUGCCCCUCAAAAGGCAGCUUCACCAAAGUGGGGUAUUUCCAGACUUUGUAGCUUUCACUUCCACAUCUACCAAGUGGGCGGAGUGGCCUCCUGUGGACGAAUCAGAUUCCUCUCCAGCGCCAACUUUAAGAGGUGAGCCAGGGGUUCAGGGUCCCAGAUGUACAGGAGCAGCAGGAGGAGCUGUCAGGAAGAUCAGAAGCCAGUCAUGGAUGACCAGCGCGACCUGAUCUCCAACAAUGAGCAACUGCCCAUGCUGGGCCGGCGCCCUGGAAUCCCGGAGAGCAAGUGCAGCCGUGGAGCCCUGUACACAGGCUUUUCCAUCCUGGUGACUCUGCUUCUGGCUGGCCAGGCCACCACCGCCUACUUCCUGUACCAGCAGCAGGGCCGGCUGGACAAACUGACAGUCACCACCCAGAACCUGCAGCUGGAGAACCUGCGCAUGAAGCUUCCCAAGCCUCCCAAGCCUGUGAGCCAGAUGCGCAUGGCAACCCCGCUGCUGAUGCAGGCGCUACCCAUGGGAGCCCAGGGGCCCAUGCAGAAUGCCACCAAGUAUGGCAACAUGACAGAGGACCAUGUGAUGCACCUGCUCCAGAAUGCCGACCCCCUAAAGGUGUACCCGCCGCUGAAGGGGAGCUUCCCGGAGAACCUGAGACACCUUAAGAACACCAUGGAGACCUUGGACUGGAAGGUCUUUGAGAGUUGGAUGCACCAUUGGCUCCUGUUUGAAAUGAGCAGGCACUCCUUGGAGCAAAAGCCCACUGAGGCUCCACCAAAAGUACUGACCAAGUGCCAGGAAGAGGUCAGCCGCAUCCCUGCUGUCCACCCGGGUUCAUUCAGGCCCAAGUGCGACGAGAACGGCAACUAUCUGCCGCUCCAGUGCUAUGGGAGCACCGGCUAUUGCUGGUGUGUCUUCCCCAACGGCACGGAGGUCCCCAACACCAGAAGCCGAGGGCACCAGAACUGCAGUGAGUUACUGGAACUGGAGGACCCGUCUUCUGGGCUGGGUGUGACCAAGCAGGAUCUGGGCCCAGUCCCCAUGUGAGAGCAGCAGAGACGGUCUUCAACAUCCUGCCGGCCCUGCACAGCUACAGCUUUCUUGCUCCCUUCGGUCCCCAGCCCCUCCCCGAUCUCCCACCCUGUACCUCAUCCCAUGAAACCCCGGUACCUGGUUCUUCGUCACCCUUGGAAACGAAAAACCAAGUCGGAACAGCAGAUAACAAUGCAGCAAGGCCCUGCUGCCCAACCUCCGUUUGUCAACAGGGGCAUGAGGUCCCAGGAGGUGGCCAAAAGCUAGACGGAACCCCAUUCCUGACAUCACGGCAGCCUCCAACACAAGGCUCUGAGAUCUGGGCUCAUGGACAAGGUGGGAAGGCACAGGAAGAAGGGAUAACCCUACCCCCAGGCUGGACAGGCUGACUGUCCUUUCCCCUCUGGCCUUUGGCCUCGGCUUUUCUAGCCUAUUUACCUGCAGGCUGAGCCACUCUCUUCCCUUUCCCCAGCAUCACUCCCCAAGGGAGAGCCAAGAUUUUCCACCCAUAAUCCUUUCUGCUGACCCCUAGUUCCCUCUGCUCAGCCAAGCUUGUAUCAGCUAUCAGGGCCAUGGUUCAUGUUAGAAUAAAAGGUAGUAAGUAGAA
Molecule: messenger RNA, 1659 nt
Organism: Piliocolobus tephrosceles (Ugandan red Colobus)
Lineage: Eukaryota; Metazoa; Chordata; Mammalia; Primates; Cercopithecidae
Gene: CD74
Product: CD74 molecule
Exons: 9
Coding region: 183-1067 (294 amino acids)
Biological process (GO): positive regulation of macrophage cytokine production; T cell activation involved in immune response; negative regulation of DNA damage response, signal transduction by p53 class mediator
Cellular component (GO): membrane; cytoplasm; cell surface
Molecular function (GO): cytokine receptor activity; macrophage migration inhibitory factor binding; MHC class II protein binding
Source: RefSeq, a predicted model, not a curated record